Messenger RNA from Suillus subaureus, 859 nucleotides. RefSeq names its product 2Fe-2S ferredoxin-type domain-containing protein. Gene Ontology annotation, molecular function: 2 iron, 2 sulfur cluster binding. The record is from RefSeq and is a predicted model, not a curated record. Gene Ontology annotation, cellular component: mitochondrion. Gene Ontology annotation, biological process: positive regulation of oxidoreductase activity; P450-containing electron transport chain. Bases 127 to 666 code for a protein of 179 amino acids. NCBI's taxonomy places the organism in Eukaryota, Fungi, Basidiomycota, Agaricomycetes, Boletales, Suillaceae. The transcript is spliced from 4 exons.
CGAACUCUGGAAGGUGGCGGCCAGCCUCGGGCUAGCACGCUGUCAGCUUAUGUAAUUUACCGUUUACCAUUCCGCUUGCUGCUGCCAAUAUUCUGUCCACGCCUCCCUUCUCGUGAGUCCCUCAUCAUGUCCUCCCGCAUUCUCCGCUGUAUGCGGAUGUCUGCUAUUAUCCGCGAUCGUUCAAUACACCCAUUGGACUACUGGACACGGUCAAAUAGCCAAAAUUUAGGGAGUCCCAGCUUGCGGAGAUGGCUACACGGCUCGCAGAUACAGCGUCAUGGGAAUGUGACCAGACCAGAUCCCGGCACUGGAAUUAAAUUGCAUUUCAAAGAUUCGAAGGGUAAUUUGUUGAAGACCAUCGAAGCGAACGAGGGAGAUGACAUCCUAUCACUUGCGCAUGAGCACGACAUUGACCUAGAAGGCGCAUGUGAAGGGUCAGUUGCCUGUUCGACAUGUCAUGUUAUUCUCUCGCCCGAGCAUUAUGAUCUGCUCCCCGAGCCAUCUGAUGAUGAAAAUGACAUGCUUGACAUGGCGUUCGGUUUAACUGACACGAGUCGACUUGGGUGUCAGGUGCAAAUAACUCGCGAGCUUGACGAAAUGACAGCGACACUGCCCAGUGCUACACGGAACAUGUUUGUAGACGGGAAAAAGCCCACGCACCACUGAUAACAUGCUUUACGUAUAUCAAAAAAUCACACUGUGCUGACAAGAGAUCCGUGCUUUAUGGUCUGAAUCAAACGAUUAAGAUACCGGUGCCCUCGGGCAGUGCCCACAUGUGUACUGUCGUUCUAUUAUUGCCACUUGUCGGAAUUAUUAUAAUUAGUCUUGGCUAAAUUUAUUAUUCUGCUAAUCGCCAUUU